GGCCCUACCUCCACAGUCCAACGGCAGCGGGACGUGAUGAGCGCUCCCCCUCAAUAUGUCGACUCUCCGCGCGGCGCGUUACGCGUCUUUGCAUACUCUCCUCCGCAAGGGCCGCCAGGUGCGACCAUUACGGCGAACAUCGACUUCACCGUCCAGGCCACGGAUACGAUCUACCUGCGCCUCGUCCUGGGCCGCCGUGCGUUGACGACGUCCGUGCGGAGGCUACCCUACAAGCAUUUCGAGCUGCAGGCUCGCGUGCCCAUGGACGAUUCCACUGGCUCCCCUGGGUCCGUGAUGGCGCUGUCCGCGCAGGCCCUGGGCAGCAAUGAUGAGCUCAUUGAUACGGUCACCUUCGGCAAUUUCACCAUCGUUGACUUCGGCACCUACGUUGCGCCUAUCACGGGUUACACCGCCCAGGAUGACACCCUCGACAGCUCGAUACCCCCAAUCGUGCGCGCUACGGAGCGUCGAGACCACCGGGAAAGCUCGUCGAUGGAAAUCUACCCCUCGGACCACUACAUGCAGGACUACAGCUGCAUCCGGACAGUGCGUCCGUCCAAGAAGACGUCGCUCAUCCGCACGCGGAGAACCGUGUCCGGGGAUGACGACUCCGGGACGAAGUGCGCGUCCCUCGUCCUGGAAGCGGACCUCGACGACAUGUCCAAGGGCUGGGAAAAGGGCGAACUCGCUGCCGGUCGGCGGCUCGUAUGCUUCUCCCGAGUACAAGAGGGCUCGACGCUGAGGGUGUCGUGCGCGGCGAUCAAGCAGGAAGACUACGCCGAGGGUGACGCCGUGGUCUCGUGCAUAUACCGGAAGGACACGGACAGCUGCUAUGUCACCUCCGUCGACAUCAUCCUCCUUCUCGAGCGCCUCGUCGGCCAGGAGUUCGACAUCGAGGAGAAAAACCGCAUCCGGCGGAACUUGGAGGGCUUCCGGCCCAAGACCAUCUCCAAGAACCGGCCCGAGAGCAGCGAGUUCUUCCUCCAGAUCAUGAACUUCCCCGCCCCAAGCCGCGCAAUAUUGAGAAGGACUUGAAGGUGUUCGACUGGAGCAUCCUGCCGCAGGCGCUCGACAAGAUCAUCUCGCGUUAUACGCUCCCGCUCCCGCAGCCCCAGUCGAGGAUAGACACCCCAGAGCGCACCGUGCCGUCGUCGUCCAUGCCGUCGGGGUCCCUGUCGCCGCUGCCACCCUCGUCCCGCACGCACAGUCCGACGGAGUACUCGCCGCGCUCGAGC
Messenger RNA from Fomitopsis serialis, 1235 nucleotides. RefSeq lists its product as uncharacterized. The transcript is spliced from 3 exons. Gene Ontology annotation, cellular component: nucleus. NCBI's taxonomy places the organism in Eukaryota, Fungi, Basidiomycota, Agaricomycetes, Polyporales, Fomitopsidaceae. The record is from RefSeq and is a predicted model, not a curated record. Bases 37 to 1035 code for a protein of 332 amino acids.